Molecule: messenger RNA, 1044 nt
Organism: Cladophialophora yegresii CBS 114405
Lineage: Eukaryota; Fungi; Ascomycota; Eurotiomycetes; Chaetothyriales; Herpotrichiellaceae
Exons: 4
Coding region: 1-1044 (347 amino acids)
Source: RefSeq, a predicted model, not a curated record
AUGCCGGGCAAGAUCGAAGAAUGGACAGACUACAAAUUGACGGAGGAGCAGAAGCAGCACUGGAUGGACCACGGCUUCGUCAAGAUCGAGGGCUGCUUCUCCCGCGACUUUGCCGACCGGUGGACGAGCUCGAUCUGGACGCGCCUGGGGGCCGACCCCAACGACAAGUCGACGUGGCCGACGGAGAAACUCAAUAUGCCGGGCCACACGGUCGUGUCGGUCAAGGAACACGCCCCGAAAGCGUACGCGGCCAUGUGUGAGUUGGUGGGCGGCGAGGAGCGGGUGGCAGACUGGUGCAAGAACUGGAAGGACGGCUGGAUCCCGAACCUGGGCAAGCCCGAGUACAAGCCCACCGACGAGCUGGACUUCCGCGCGCUCGACAACUGGCACUGCGACGGCGACUGGUUCACGCAUUACCUCGACUCGCCGGAGCAGGCCCUGCUCGUGAUCCCGCUGUUCACCGAGAUCAAGCCCAAGGGCGGCGGGACGGCCAUCUGCACGGAUGGGAUCAAGCUGGUGGCGAAAAGACUGCACGACCUCCCCCAAGGCGCGACGCCGUACCUCGCCGAGCGCGGCACGCCCGAGAUCCCCAAAUCCAACCCGCGGCGGCGCGAGCUGUGGAAUUCCUGGGUCCGCGACCCACAACUCACCCGCGACGAGUCCUUCCACGAGGCCACGGGUCAAGUCGGCGACGUGUACUUUCUGCAUCCCUUCAUGCUGCACUCGGCGUCCAAGAACCUGCGGCGCGAGGUCCGCAUCAUCACCAACCCGCCGGUGGCAUUGAAGGAGCCCUUCAACUAUAAUCGCGCGGAUGGCAGGUAUAGUCUCGUCGAGGCCAAGACGUUGAAGGAUCUCGGCCGGCCCGAGGGGUUGCCGGACUGGACAAUCACGGGGCCGAGGGAGUUGCUUUCUGCGGCGGGUGGGCGGAUACAGAUGCAGGAAGAAAUGAAGAAGAAGGAGCUGGAACGGCUCAAGAUUGCCGGCAUCCCGAUCCACACGUUGGAGGGGUUGAGCGAGUACAAGCUUGAUUAUUACCCUUCGUAG